Molecule: messenger RNA, 1920 nt
Organism: Plasmopara halstedii
Lineage: Eukaryota; Oomycota; Peronosporomycetes; Peronosporales; Peronosporaceae
Product: kinesin-like protein
Exons: 9
Coding region: 1-1920 (639 amino acids)
Biological process (GO): microtubule-based movement
Molecular function (GO): microtubule motor activity; microtubule binding; ATP binding
Source: RefSeq, a predicted model, not a curated record
AUGGCGUGGCGAGCAAAUAAUGCACGGAUCGGCCCUGGUAGCGGCCGCGGAGCGCCUUCUUCGGUACCGCGCGCAAAGCCAACCAUGCAGGCUAUCGCUGAGAUUGAGCGAAACCGUGAGGACCGACGGCGUGCUAUGGCUGCGGCCAAGCGUGAACGCAAGCGAGAAAGUCAGCUGAACGAGAAGCUGGGCCAUCCGGGCGACGUGGACUUUCAGCGCAUGAUCAAGACAUUUCGCGAGCAGAAUAAGGACAAAGGCCGACCACAUGCCGAGGUGGGAGACAGCAAGAUUACUAUAUGCGUACGAAAGCGGCCGGUGAACGUCAAGGAGGUUAAAAAGCACGACUAUGAUGCUGUGACAUGUUUAAACCCAAUGGCUAUCGUGCACGACUGUAAGCUGAAAGUGGAUGGCAUAACGAAGUAUUUGGACAGCAAUGCCUUUAACUUUGAUCAUACGUUCGACGAAAAUGCGACAAAUCAGAGUGUAUACAUGUACACUGCCCAGCCACUUGUCAGAUUUGUGUUUCAUGAUGGUGGACAUGCUACAGUCUUUGCGUACGGGCAGACGGGAAGCGGCAAGACACACACGAUGCAAGGCAUUCAGAGUCAGAUUGCUGCGGAUGUGUUUGCGCAGGCAGACGAAUUUGUGAGGCGAGGAUACCCCCUUGAUAUCUGCGUUAGCUUUUUUGAGAUCUAUGGCGGACGUUGCCAGGACUUAUUGCAUCAGCAAGUAUUGACUAUUCGAGAAGAUGGCGCUGGAGAGGUGCAAAUUGUUGAUCUAGGAGAAGUGCAGCCACAGAACACGGAAGAGUUGUUACAAGUCAUCAGCAGAGGCAACAGUCUUCGCACGACACAUGCUACGGAGCUAAACGAUGUGUCUUCUCGCUCUCACUGCAUUUGUCAGAUCAAUCUCCGCGACAAAGGAACAGGGCGGCUUCAUGGUAAGCUGUCUUUGAUCGACCUAGCAGGUAGUGAACGUGGUGAAGACACGAAAAAUCACAAUCGACAGAGACGAAUGGAAUCCGCUGAGAUCAACCGAAGUCUGCUAGCUUUGAAAGAGUGCUUUCGAGCUUUGGACAGUGGUGUUCGUACUCACAUUCCAUUCCGAGCAAGCAAGCUCACUCAAGUGCUCAAAGAUUCAUUUGUUAACUCUAAAGCGAGAACUGUGAUGAUUGCAGCCGUUUCACCGUGUGCCUCCUCCUCCGAUCAUACUUUGAAUACCCUUCGAUAUGCUGACCGAGUCAAGGAAAAACGCGUCUCGGCUGAUGCCUUCGACCAAAAAGUUGAGAAUUCUGAUCCUGUUGACAUUGAGGAUGUCCACUUUGAAGAGGGUUUUGACGUUUGCGAGGCAUAUACAGCACAAAGUAGAGGUGAAGACUUAGGGGAGGAAGAUAUUGACAUAGUAGAGGACUUUUCACUUCGAGACGAAUAUGGCAAAAACGGUGAAAUGCUUGGCCGUAUUGGCAAUAAUGACGAUAGCAAAGACAAAAAACCGGUAUUAUCUCACUAUUAUCAUGGGAAAUGUGAUGGCUUGAGCACUUGCCAUUUUGGCCACCGUUGCCACUUGAAUUCAGCUGACAAAAUUCAUGAUAACGAGUAUCUCAAUAAAGCAUGGCAAGGAGUGGUUCAAACGCUGUAUGAAGAGCAAGAAAGUUUGCUUAACACACAUAUGGGCGCAAUUCAGGAAAAUGCCGAACUUCUUACGGAGGAAGGCGCCAUGCUAGCAGCGAUUCAAAAUGAAGAUUCAACAAGUAUUGAGCAGUAUAUUUCGCGCCUGGAAGAGAUCCUUGCUCAAAAAGCACUAACGAUCAGCACUCUUCGACGUCAACUCGCUACUUUUCGUCAGCACAUUGAAGGCGAAGAGGAAAAUAUAGCAGAACCUCCUCCGAAGAAGUUCAUUAAGGGUGUGGCUAGGAUGUAA